Penicillium waksmanii is the source of this 1353-nucleotide messenger RNA. It is a transcript of the gene pgxC, whose product is annotated as putative extracellular exo-polygalacturonase. Gene Ontology annotation, molecular function: polygalacturonase activity. Gene Ontology annotation, biological process: carbohydrate metabolic process. The transcript has a single exon. The record is from RefSeq and is a predicted model, not a curated record. NCBI's taxonomy places the organism in Eukaryota, Fungi, Ascomycota, Eurotiomycetes, Eurotiales, Aspergillaceae. The coding region runs from base 1 to 1353 and encodes 450 amino acids.
AUGCUGAUUCCGCGCUCUGCGAUCCUAGCCCUGGUAUCUUCCUCUCUGGCGCUCGGUGCUCCUGGCCUUCGCCGCUCAGAUACUAGUCGACCCCAUCGCUGUGUUGUCCCGUCUUCCAAUGGCACAGCGGACGAUACCCCGGCUGUGCAGAAAGUCUUUGCUCGAUGCGCUAAAGACUCGGUCGUUGUCUUCAAGGAAGGCGUCGACUAUAAUAUCUUCACGCCCGUCAGCGUCACGAACCUGAGCAAUGUCGAGAUUCAGGUGAAUGGCAACCUCCACCUCCCUCAAAGUAUUGCCGAAGUUCAAAAGGUGGUAAACCGCACAAAUAGAGUUACCUACGCGGAUGGCCAGCACUGGUUCACCUUCCAGGGACCCAAGAUUGACUAUAUCGGCUCUUCGGAUGUCAACAAUGGCUGGAUCAACUCUUACGGCCAGGCUUGGUGGGAUGCGAACCCAGUCAAUGGCACGGGAAUUGACUCUCGUCCACACCUCAUGAGCUUCAAGACAACGAAUGGUUCAUUGAAGUACUUCAAGUCUCGUAAACCCAUCGCUUGGAAUGUCCAGGUGGAGGGAGACGACAUUGAAGUCAGCCACGCUUUUAUUGACGCCGAGUCCACCGGAUCAUUCCCGUUCAACACUGACGGAUUUGAUGUUACUGGCACGAACGUCCGCAUUACCGACAGUGUGAUAUACAACGGAGACGAUGCCAUUGCAGUCCAAUCAGGAUCUCACAACGUGGUCUUCGAACGGAACACCAUCGGCUACCAGAGCCACGGCAUGAGCAUUGGAUCACUAGGUCAAUCCCAAGAUGAAUUCGCAAACGUCUCCAACAUCCACUUCGAAGAUGUCACUGUCAUCGAUGCAGUCUACGGUGCACGUUUCAAGUCCUGGAUGGGUGGCCAGGGCCUCGCCAAGAACAUCACCUGGAAGAACAUCCGCGUGUACAACGUGACUUUCCCAAUCUUCGUGACGCAGAGCUAUCUCAACCAGGGUUCUUCCCAGACACAACUCGGCGAUGGCCAAACUACUGGACGUGUCAAUAAUGCCUCUGUCGUGAUGGAGGACUUCUCCUGGACGGACUUUACAGGUACUAUCAAUACUUUCCGUCCCGGUGAUGGAUCCUGCGCGACAGAUCCCUGCUGGUAUGAUGUUGGGCUUCCCAAUCUUAAGCACACUGAGGCUGUCAUUAUCGAGUGCAAUACCGACAAGUCCUGCAAAAACUUUGCCUUGAAAAACAUUCAAUUGAUUCCGCAAAGUAUGGAGGCCCCCACUGCGGUCUGCAUCAAUGCUACUUCAGCACUCAACCCCAACUUGGGCUUCGACUGUCGCAAUGGGACAUUUGUUCCUUCCUGA